Molecule: messenger RNA, 2074 nt
Organism: Alosa alosa (allis shad)
Lineage: Eukaryota; Metazoa; Chordata; Actinopteri; Clupeiformes; Clupeidae
Gene: btbd10a
Product: BTB (POZ) domain containing 10a
Exons: 9
Coding region: 226-1623 (465 amino acids)
Biological process (GO): positive regulation of phosphorylation
Cellular component (GO): cytoplasm
Molecular function (GO): protein binding
Source: RefSeq, a predicted model, not a curated record
UCUAACGGAAGCAAAGACCUAAAGCAAUGAAGAGCUAACGUUUGUUGCAGUGGGUGCUGCUUAGACACAGUUAACGUUAACUACAACUUUACCGGGCAUACGCAUACGCUAUUCAUCUAGAUCUACGAUGCUACAUUGUACAUUAACAAUAAGCUUCAUUCUAAACUGACAGGAUAUGUUUAUUUUUGACGAGGUUUCCAGCCUUUUAACCCAGAGGCAAGUGUGAUGGCUUCAUGUCCUCUUUCAUAUGACAGCAACUCCAGCGAUAAUGAAACCUGGGAUCAUAAGGCAAACUGCCGGUCUCGUAAACUUUGUAAACACUCAAGUGCCCAGUCGCGAGGCUCUACGCUGGAGUCGGAGCUGGUGACCAUGAGCCUGCAGGGAGCCAGCGGUGGGCCGGAACACUCCAGAGAACACCGGCGACCCAGCGACCGCUCCCGAGACUCCUCCCAUGAGCGUGGCGAGGGCCAGCUCACGCCCUGCAUCCGGAAUGUGACCUCACCUACCCGCCUGCAGCACAGCGACCGUGACUCUGGUCCUCCUCCAUACUCCACCAGCCCCCGGCCCCUGCGAGCAGCCACCAGUGGCCUGCUGAGUGCCGACUUGUCCUGUAAGGGUCACAGCCCCACCGACCUGACCUACAUCUACGACAGCGCCAAGGAGGGCCUGCGCAGCAUCAGAACCUGUGAGCGAGUCACGCUGAUCGUGGACAACACACGCUUUGUAGUUGACCCCUCCGUCUUCACAGCUCAGCCCAACACCAUGCUGGGCAGAAUGUUUGGAUCUGGAAGGGAGUACAACUUCACCAGACCUAAUGAGAAGGGAGAGUAUGAGGUGGCCGAGGGAAUCAGCUCCACGGUGUUCCGGGCCAUUCUGGAUUACUACAAGUCGGGGAUAAUCCGCUGCCCUGAUGGGAUCUCCAUUCCAGAGCUGAGAGAGGCAUGUGACUACCUCUGCAUCUCCUUCGACUGCAGCACCAUCAAGUGCAGAGACCUGAGUGCCCUAAUGCACGAGCUGUCCAACGACGGAGCGCGGCGGCAGUUUGAGUUCUACCUGGAGGAGAUGGUGCUGCCGCUGAUGGUGGCCAGCGCGCAGAGCGGCGAGCGGGAGUGCCACGUGGUGGUGCUGACCGACGACGACGUGGUGGACUGGGAUGAGGAGUACCCGCCGCAGAUGGGAGAGGAGUAUUCUCAGAUAAUAUACAGCACAAAACUAUACAGGUUUUUUAAAUACAUUGAAAAUCGAGAUGUUGCCAAGUCGGUCUUAAAGGAGAGAGGACUGAAGAAAAUCCGAUUAGGCAUUGAAGGCUAUCCCACGUACAAGGAGAAGGUGAAGAAGCGGCCUGGGGGUCGUCCUGAGGUCAUCUACAACUAUGUGCAGCGGCCGUUUAUCCGCAUGUCCUGGGAGAAGGAGGAGGGCAAGAGCCGCCACGUGGACUUCCAGUGUGUCAAGAGCAAAUCCAUCACCAACCUGGCGGCAGCUGCCGCAGACAUUCCUCAGGACCAGCUGGUGGUCAUGCACCCUGGGCCCCAGGUGGACGAACUUGAUAUCCUGCCCAAUCAUCAGCUGCAGCCCAGCUACCACUACGAGCCUGAGCCCGACACCCCCUCGCCCGCCACCUGACCCUCGUGCUCAUCAGCAGCGCCACCAGGAGCCAGCUCGGACACUGUGGCCUUCACACCUGCUCUUCGGCCUUACUGCCCCCACAGCCCUCCUCACGCCCACUCCUCAGCCCCCUUUGAUUCUAAAACAUUUUGAGUUUGGAAAAUUUUUGAUUUUUUUUUUUAGUACGGCUUUGUGUGUCUGUUUUUUACUGUGAGACAGUGAGUUUUUUUUGGGCUCUUUAGUCAAGUGGUGCUGCACCGUGUGUGUGUGUGUGUGUGUGUGUGUGUGUGUCACUUUUCCUGUGAAAGCAUAAUUUGACUGCAGACAGGAACCUAGUAUGUGUGUGGCCUCACUGUGAAGCAUGCUACACAGUGCUACAGCUGAGUACCACUGAAAAUGUCCACCAUGUAGGCAACAUGCAGAAAUGAUGUCACCUUUUAAUAAAGUACCUUCUUUUGUUGCAGUGAAA